AUGCUCAUCCUCAAUAAUACCAAUUCCCAGGCUCCAACAUUUCUCCUCACUGGUAUCCCGGCUCUGAGAGCAGCUCAGGUCUGGAUCUCCAUUCCCUUUUGUCUCCUGUAUGUAAUUGCCCUCUUUGGGAACAGCGUGAUCCUGCUGGUGAUCUUUCAUGAGCACAGCCUUCAUGAGCCGAUGUACUAUUUCCUCUCACUUUCAGUCACAGACCUAAGCCUGUCUCUGUGCACACUUUCCACUACACUUGGUGUCCUCUGGUUUGAUGCGCGAGAGAUCAACUUAAAUGCUUGCAUUGCCCAGAUGUUCUUUCUCCAUGGGUUUACUUUCAUGGAGUCUGGGGUUCUUCUGGCCAUGUCCUUUGAUCGUUUUGUGGCCAUCUGUGACCCACUAAGAUAUACCACCAUUCUUACCAAUGCCAGGAUUGCACAGAUUGGCAUAACCGUACUGAUAAGGAAUGUUGCUGUCAUGUUGCCAGUCGUACUCUUUGUCAAGAGGCUGUCCUUCUGCAGAUCGUUGGUUCUUUCACACUCUUACUGCUACCAUGUUGAUCUUAUUCAGCUCUCGUGUACAGACAACAGAAUCAAUAGCAUUCUUGGUCUGUUUGCAUUGUUCUCCACUACAGGAUUCGACUGCCCUUGUAUAUUGUUCUCCUACGUACUGAUCAUUCGAUCUGUGCUCAGCAUUGCUUCCUCAGAUGAGCGACAAAAAGCUUUCAAUACUUGCAUAUCACACAUCAGUGCUGUUGCCAUCUUCUACAUCCCUCUCAUCAGCUUGUCUCUUGUACACCGCUAUGGCCAUUCAGCACCUGCCUUUGUCCACACCAUCAUGGCCAAUGUCUUCCUCCUCAUCCCUCCUGUGCUCAACCCUAUCAUUUACAGUGUGAAGACAAAGCAGAUUCGAAAGGCUAUUAUCAAAUUUUACCUCAGAAGCAAAGCCAAAUGUAAUCAAUAA
Microtus ochrogaster (prairie vole) is the source of this 954-nucleotide messenger RNA. RefSeq names its product olfactory receptor family 51 subfamily F member 2 (gene Or51f2). Gene Ontology annotation, biological process: G protein-coupled receptor signaling pathway. NCBI's taxonomy places the organism in Eukaryota, Metazoa, Chordata, Mammalia, Rodentia, Cricetidae. Gene Ontology annotation, molecular function: olfactory receptor activity; G protein-coupled receptor activity. Gene Ontology annotation, cellular component: plasma membrane. The record is from RefSeq and is a predicted model, not a curated record.